This is a messenger RNA of Panicum virgatum (switchgrass), 3547 nucleotides long. RefSeq names its product receptor kinase-like protein Xa21. Lineage: Eukaryota; Viridiplantae; Streptophyta; Magnoliopsida; Poales; Poaceae. Gene Ontology annotation, biological process: protein phosphorylation. Bases 146 to 3286 code for a protein of 1046 amino acids. Gene Ontology annotation, molecular function: protein kinase activity; protein binding; ATP binding. The transcript is spliced from 2 exons. The record is from RefSeq and is a predicted model, not a curated record.
UUCAUACAUCGGCAAAGAUGAUCGAGACGGACGUACGGCCGGCCGGCCGGCGCUGCUUCUAAGUGCUAACCAGAAUCCGGCCUCCCAUUGCUCUCCUACAGCCCUUCCACCAAGAGGACCAACCAAUCUAAGAAACGGCACGGCCAUGUCGAUGCGCGGCUGCUGGAGUUUGCUAUGUAUGCUCGGCCUCCGCGUCGUCCUGACGAUGGCCACGCCGGCGAGCGGCGGCGGCGGCGGCGAUGAGGCCGCGCUGCUCGCCAUAAAGGCCGAGCUCGGCUGCGGCGGCGGCUCUGGCGGCGCGCUGGCCUCGUGGAACGGCAGCACCGGCUUCUGCAGCUGGGAGGGGGUGUCCUGCACCCGCGGUAGGAACCCGCCGCGGGUGGUGGUGCUAAGCCUGUGGAGGCAAGGGCUUGCCGGGACGCUCUCCGCGGCCGUCGGGAACCUCACGUUCCUGCGAGCGCUCGAGCUGGGGUUCAACUGGCUGCACGGCGAGGUCCCCGCGAGCCUGGGCCGUCUCCGGCGCCUCCGUUACUUGGACCUUGGCUACAACACCGUCUCCGGCGAGAUCCCGGCCAACCUGAGCUCGUGCGUGGCCAUGGAGCAGAUGUUCCUCGACGCCAACAACCUCGUCGGCCGCAUACCUGCCGAGCUCGGGGACAGGCUGACGCAGGUCCAGGUGCUCCGUCUCAAGAACAACAGUCUCACCGGUCCCAUCCCGGCGUCGCUCGCCAACAUGUCGUCCCUGUGGCACCUCGCCCUCGCCAACAACCAGCUCGACGGCCCGAUCCCACCGGGACUCGCCGCCCUCGCCGGCCUUCGGCAUCUUGACCUCGCCGUGAACAAGCUGGACGGUGCGCUCCCGAUCUCCAUGUACAAUCUGUCGUUGCUGAGGGUCUUCCAUGUGGAAGGGAACCGGCUGCUUGGCAGCAUUCCUGCUGACAUCGGCGGCAAGUUCCCCGUCAUGGAGGAUUUCAGCCUUGCCAACAACAGGCUCACCGGAGGAAUCCCUUCUUCCAUCUCGAAUCUCACCACUCUCACAAGCUUGCAGCUCUCAAUCAACGGAUUCACCGGACUUGUGCCUCGCGAUCUCGGGAGGCUGCAUCGUCUUCAGUAUCUGUACAUGCCUCACAAUCUGCUUGAGGCAGGCGACACGGAGGGCUGGGAGUUCAUCACUUCGCUGGCCAACUGCAGCCGGAUGCUGCAACUGAGCCUCAGUGACAACUCCUUCGGUGGACAACUGCCCAGCUCCGUGGUAAACCUGUCAGCCACGCUCCAGUAUUUCUAUCUGUCAGAUUGUACUUUCUCUGGCAGCAUCCCGGAGGACAUUGGCAAUUUAGUUGGACUAGAAAUACUUUCUUUCUCAAACACCUCGAUAUCUGGAGUGAUCCCCAACAGCAUCGGUAAACUUGCAAACUUGGUUCAGCUUGGCUUGUACAGGACUGGGUUAUCAGGGCUUAUACCAUCGUCACUUGGAAACCUUACACGGCUGAACAUGAUUAUUGCAUACAGUAACAACUUGGAAGGACCAGUCCCGCCAAGCCUCGGCAAACUAACAAAUCUAUAUCUUCUUGAUCUAUCAGCAAACUACCGCUUAAAUGGUUCAAUACCGAGGGCAAUUUUUUUGCCUUCCCUUUAUAGCUUGAACUUAUCAUACAAUUCAUUCUCUGGACCCCUUCCAUCAGAAGUUGGUAACAUGGUUAACCUCAACAAGUUGAUCCUAUCAGGAAACCGACUGUCCAGCCAAAUCCCUGAUUCUACUGGGAAUUGCCUAGUCCUAGAGUCAUUGAUGCUGGAUGACAACAUGUUUGAAGGAAGCAUACCGCAAUCUCUGCAGAAUGUAAAAGGGCUCCGGGUACUGAACCUGACCGCCAACAGAUUGUCUGGUACGAUACCUGACACUCUUAGCAACAUCAACGACUUGCAAGAGUUGUAUUUAGCGCGUAACAACCUGUCAGGACUGAUCCCAGCAUCUCUGCAGAAAUUAGCAUCGUUGCUCACAUUCGAUGCGUCAUUCAAUGAUUUGCAAGGUCAAGUGCCGAACGGGGGUGUUUUCGCAAACUUGACCGCCAUAUCUGUAACUGGAAACAGCAAGCUGUGUGGUGGAAUACCUCAGCUUCGCUUGGCUCCAUGCCCCACACAUACUACAAGAGACAGCAAAACAGAUAGGUCCAAGUCUCUGAUGAUUUCUCUGACCACAACGGGAGCAACGCUGUUGCUAGUUUCAGUCGCUGUUACUAUUUGGAAGCUUAAACAAAGACCAAGAAGUCAAGCUCUACCCACAGUUACCGAGGAAGGCUUCCAAAGAGUUUCGUAUCAGGCAUUGUUGCGAGGAACAGAUGGAUUUUCAGAAUCUAACUUGCUUGGCAAAGGAAGAUAUGGAGCGGUUUACAAAUGCACAUUAGAAGGUGAGGAUACACCUGUAGUUCUAAAAGUAUUCAACCUUCAACAAUCAGGAUCGUCUAAGAGUUUCCAGGCUGAAUGUGAGGUGCUGAGAAGGGUACGUCACCGUUGUCUCAUAAAGAUCAUCACAUGCUGUUCAAGCAUCGAUAAUCAAGGUCAAGAUUUCAAGGCAUUAGUAAUGGACCUCAUGCCCAACGGGAGCUUAGAUGGUUGGCUACAUCCGAAAUACAGCAUUGCCACUCUAAACAAUACUCUGAGCCUCGCUCAGAGGCUAGAUAUUGCUGUUCAUGUUAUUGAUGCUCUGGACUAUCUUCAUAGUCACUGUCAGCCACCAAUAGUUCAUUGUGAUGUCAAGCCAAGCAACAUUCUUCUUGCAGAAGACAUGAGUGCCCGAGUUGGAGACUUUGGUAUAUCAAGGAUCCUGCUUGAAAGUGCAAACAAAGUUGGGCAAAAUUCAAGUAGCACAAUCGGAAUAAGAGGCUCAAUUGGCUAUGUUGCUCCAGAAUAUGGUGAUGGUUCUCCAAUCUCAACUCUUGGUGAUGUUUAUAGCCUUGGGAUAUUGCUACUUGAGAUGUUUACGGGCAGGAGCCCAACGGAUGAUAUGUUUAGAGAAUCAGUAGACCUUCACAAGUUUUCAGAGGCUGCUCUCCCUGACAGGGUCUUGGAGAUAGCUGAUCCGACAAUAUGGGUGCACAAUGACGCCAACGAUAAGAUCACAAGAAGCAUAGUUCAGGAGUGUUUGGUCUCUAUCAUUAGGAUUGGCAUAUCAUGCUCAAAGAAGCAACCCAGAGAGCGAAUGCCGAUACGAGAUGCAGCCGUGGAGAUGCAUGCUAUCAGAGAUGCACACCUGGUGUUAAUUAGCAACCACUCUUGCGGUGGAACAUGAAAGAGAAGUUGACACGCUAAUAAGACAUGCACCAACUAUUAGCAAAUAGUGUUUUUUUUUUGUUUGCGAAAUAUUAGCAAAUAGUGUUGAAGACAUGUCCAGAACAAGAUCGACUGCAGAUGACCACAUAUUACCCGGAACACUUGAUAGUGACAUACACCCAUAGACAUGUAUUCAUAGCUUUAACACUAUGUGUGAUGUAUCUGAUCUAUCAAAUUUCUACUUAAGUAGCCAAUCGAAUACAAUGCCAAGUUAUAUUUA